Pneumocystis jirovecii RU7 is the source of this 1701-nucleotide messenger RNA. Its product is annotated as CTP synthase. The coding region runs from base 1 to 1701 and encodes 566 amino acids. NCBI's taxonomy places the organism in Eukaryota, Fungi, Ascomycota, Pneumocystomycetes, Pneumocystales, Pneumocystaceae. The transcript is spliced from 12 exons. Gene Ontology annotation, molecular function: CTP synthase activity; identical protein binding. Gene Ontology annotation, biological process: CTP biosynthetic process; pyrimidine nucleobase biosynthetic process. Gene Ontology annotation, cellular component: cytoophidium; cytoplasm. The record is from RefSeq and is a predicted model, not a curated record.
AUGAAAUACGUUCUCGUAAGUGGAGGUGUUAUUAGUGGAAUUGGUAAAGGUGUAAUAGCAUCUUCCACUGGGCUUUUGUUAAAGACUGCUGGUCUUAAGAUAUCGAUUAAGAUUGAUCCAUAUAUGAAUAUUGAUGCAGGAACAAUGAGCCCUCUUGAACAUGGAGAGGUCUUUGUUUUAGAUGACGGAGGAGAAGUUGAUUUAGAUUUGGGGAAUUAUGAACGAUAUCUUAAUAUUACAUUAAAACGUGAAAACAAUAUUACAACAGGGAAAAUAUAUAGUCAGGUUAUUGAGAAAGAAAGAAAAGGUGAUUACCUGGGAAAAACCGUUCAAGUAGUUCCACAUGUUACCAAUGCGAUUCAAGAUUGGAUUGAGCGGGUAGCAAAAGUUCCUGUUGAUGAAACACUUGAAGAACCUGAUAUUUGCGUUGUGGAGCUUGGCGGAACUGUUGGUGACAUUGAAUCAUCUGCGUUUGUCGAAGCAAUGCGUCAGUUUCAAUUUAGAGUUGGAUAUGAUAAUUUUGCUGUUAUUCAUGUGUCUUUAAUUCCUACAAUUAAUGGUGAACAAAAAACCAAACCAACACAAACAGCUAUUCGUGAUAUGAGAGGACUUGGAUUAUAUCCGGAUUUUAUUGCAUGUAGAUCAACAAAGCCUUUAGAAAAUUGUACUGUGGAGAAAAUUGCAAUGUUUUGUCAUGUUGGGCCAGAUAAAGUUUUAGUAGUACAUGAUGUUUCAUCUACAUACCAUGUACCUAUACUUCUUGAAGAACAGGGAAUAAUUGGAUCACUUUCAAAAAGAUUAAAGCUAAAUGAUAUCUAUAUUUCAGAAAAAUUGCGUAAAGCAGGUAAACAACUUUGGACACAAUGGAAAAUGCUUACGGAAUCAUAUGAUCGUUUGUAUAAUAGUAUAUCAGUUGCUAUAGUUGGAAAGUAUACGAAUCUUCAAGACUCAUAUAUUUCUGUUGUAAAAUCUCUUGAGCAUGCAUCACUUAAGUGUAACAGAAAGUUAAAUAUAUUAUGGAUAGAUUCCACAGAUUUGGAAGACGACAAAAAAAUAUCAAGCCCAAUCACAUAUCAUAAAGCAUGGCAUUCUAUUUGUUCAGCAAAUGCAAUUCUUAUCCCUGGAGGAUUUGGUGUUCGAGGAACUGAAGGAAUGAUUGCUGCUGCAAAAUGGGCACGGAAAAACAAAGUACCAUUUCUUGGUAUUUGUUUAGGGUUUCAAAUAUCUGUGAUUGAAUUUUCAAGGAAUGUUUGCAAUCUUAAAGAUGCCCAUUCAACAGAAAUACAAGAGAACACAGAAACGCCGGUUAUUAUCAAUAUAUCAAAAAUUGAUAAGCUAUAUUAUGGAGGAACUAUGUGUUUAGGUCUUAGAAAAAUAUUUUUUCAAAAAGAUAUUGAAUGGAGUAAAAUAAAAAAAUUAUAUAAUAAUAAAGAUUCUAUAAAUGAAAGACAUCGACAUCGAUAUGAAAUAAAUCUGGAUUAUGUUAAGCAAUUAGAAAAUGCUGGUUUAAUUUUUGUUGGAAAAGAUGAAUCAGAAACAAGAAUGGAAAUUUUUGAACUUAAAGAUCAUCCUUAUUUUAUCGGUACGCAAUUUCAUCCUGAAUAUUUAACAAGACCAUUAUCACCAUCACCUCCAUAUUUAGGAUUAAUUGCAGCUAGUUGUGGAAUUUUGGAAGAAAUUUUAAAAAAAAACCAAUUAUAA